Gloeophyllum trabeum ATCC 11539 is the source of this 561-nucleotide messenger RNA. Its product is annotated as Psf2-domain-containing protein. Gene Ontology annotation, biological process: double-strand break repair via break-induced replication; DNA replication. The coding region runs from base 1 to 561 and encodes 186 amino acids. Lineage: Eukaryota; Fungi; Basidiomycota; Agaricomycetes; Gloeophyllales; Gloeophyllaceae. The record is from RefSeq and is a predicted model, not a curated record. Gene Ontology annotation, cellular component: GINS complex; nucleus. The transcript has 5 exons.
AUGGCUUUGCCCAUCUCAUUACGAAGUUCAGUGACACCACCCGAGCUUGAACUCAUCGCGUCAGAACAGCUGAUAGAGAUCAUACCAUUGAUCUCGAUGGACAAGACAGCCUUCAUCUCUGGUGCAUAUGGUCCACUGCGACCGCCGGCCAAGUGCCGCUUGCCCAUCUGGAUGGCCACAAAUCUGAAGCUGAAAAAGAAAUGUCAUAUUGUUCCCCCAGAAUGGCUGAACAUCGAUUUUCUACAGGAUCGUCUGACACGGGAAACGAGCCAGCCCGAAUUCUGUGCGAUGCCCUUUCGGUUCGCAGAAGUAGCAAAAAUCAUCUUGGACGUGGCGUCAGACGAUGUUGAGAAUCCAGAUAAAAUCCGCUCCCUCUUGAAGGACCUGCGCGAAGCACGACAAGCCAAGAGUCGAGAAGGUAUAACGAAGCUCGAUCACAGCGAACUUACUCUGCCAAAUCUCUGUUCCAUGGAGAUAAACGAGAUCCGACCAUUCUUCAUCCGGUCAAUGGGCGUGCUGACACAACUCGUCCGAGAGCCAUCCGCUGCGGGCGAUAUCUGA